Messenger RNA from Jatropha curcas, 979 nucleotides. It is a transcript of the gene XTH10, whose product is annotated as xyloglucan endotransglucosylase/hydrolase 10. Gene Ontology annotation, molecular function: hydrolase activity, hydrolyzing O-glycosyl compounds; xyloglucan:xyloglucosyl transferase activity. NCBI's taxonomy places the organism in Eukaryota, Viridiplantae, Streptophyta, Magnoliopsida, Malpighiales, Euphorbiaceae. Gene Ontology annotation, cellular component: cell wall; apoplast. Gene Ontology annotation, biological process: cell wall biogenesis; xyloglucan metabolic process. The record is from RefSeq and is a predicted model, not a curated record.
CUCUUCUACCCAAAAAUAAUUAAUCAUGUUCAUCAUUUUCAAAUUCAUAGUCUUUCUUGGGUUUAUUAUACCUAAUUUCUUUCAAGUUUCAUUUUCUUCUGUUAUUUCCACUGGAGAUUUUAAUAAGGACUUCUUUGUAAUGUGGUCUCCUAGCCAUGUAAACACUUCUGCUGAUGGCAGGACAAGAAGCUUGAAGCUCGAUCAAGAAUCGGGUUCGGGUUUCGCUUCGAACCAGAUGUUCUUGUUCGGACGAAUUGAUAUGCAAAUAAAAUUAGUGCCAGGCUAUUCCGCAGGCACAGUUGUGGCAUUUUAUUUAACAUCAGAUCAACCUAACCGUGAUGAGAUAGAUUUUGAGUUUCUUGGAAAUGUAAGUGGAGAGCCAUAUAUUCUUCAGACCAAUAUUUAUGCUGAUGGAUUUGAUAAUCGGGAAGAAAGGAUUUAUUUAUGGUUUGAUCCUACGAAAGACUUCCAUAAUUAUUCUGUCUUGUGGAACCUUCACCAAAUUGUGUUCAUGGUGGAUUGGAUACCUAUAAGAGUAUACAGAAACCAUGCAGAUAAAGGAGUGGCAUAUCCAAGGUGGCAACCAAUGGGGAUAAAAAUCAGCCUAUGGAAUGGUGACAGCUGGGCAACAAGAGGUGGAAAAGACAAAAUUGACUGGUCAAAAGGUCCAUUCAUAGCUUCAUUUAAAGAUUACAAAAUUGAUGCUUGUGUUUGGAAUGGAAAUCCAAGAUUUUGUAGGGCAGAAAGCUCUACAAAUUGGUGGCAUAAGCAUAGCUAUAACACUUUAACGCCUAUACAAAGAAGAUGGUUCAAGUGGGUUAGAUUGCACCAUAUGAUUUAUGACUAUUGCCAAGAUAAAAACAGAUUCCAAAACAAACUUCCUAAAGAGUGUUCUCUCCCUAAGUAUUGAUAUGAGCUUUCUAUUAUUUUGUUGUUCUUGAUUUUAUUAUUGGGAUUUCAAUCUUUUUUAGCUUGAUAA